CACAGCUCGACACUCCUGAGGUCAUCCAUGAUGACUGCCCUCUGUGAUCGCACUCUGUGAUUUCAAGAGGGUGAUAUGGCUUCCAUGAGGCCACAGAGAUGUGUCGCGACGGCCUUGCGCCAGCUCACGACCGCCAGCACUGGGGCAAGCGGUCGCUCUUGGGGCCUUUUGCGAACAGCUCAUGCCACCGCACCCCAUCGAAACCCAGCCUCGCCGUCGACCCUUGCGCCGCAGAGAUGCCUUCACACGAGCCCUCAUCGUGCCAGUGGCGCCUCCAAUCCCGCCAUGUCCUUCCCCUGCCUCGACGCGGUCGAGAGCAGAUCCGCAACCCUCGAGGCCCGCGCCUCCUCGAGCGGCCCCGAGCCAACAUAUACCGUCGGCGAGACCCUCAAAUACCACUGCGAUACCCCUCUGCUCCUCGACUGGGGCGGUGUCCUCCCCGAGUUCGACAUUGCAUAUGAGGCAUGGGGGACCAUGAACAAGGAAAAGGACAAUGUCGUCUUGCUGCACACCGGCUUGUCUGCGUCCUCCCACGCCCACUCCACCGCGCUGAAUCCCCAGCCCGGCUGGUGGGAGAAGUUCAUCGGACCCGGCAAGGCCUUGGACACCGACAAGUACUUUGUCAUCUGCACAAACGUCCUGGGCGGCUGCUACGGCUCCACCGGCCCCAGCAGCAUAGACCCCGCCGACGGUCAGCAUUACGCCACGCGCUUCCCCAUAUUGACCAUCCAGGACAUGGUCAGGGCCCAGUUCAGGCUUCUGGAUGGCUUGGGCGUCGAGAAGCUGCACGCCAGCGUCGGCUCGAGCAUGGGCGGUAUGCAGUCACUCGCAGCCGGCGUGCUGUUCCCCGACCGGGUCAGCAGGAUUGUCUCCAUCAGUGGCUGUGCUCGAAGCCACCCAUACAGCAUAGCCAUGCGUCACACCCAGCGGCAGGUUCUCAUGAUGGACCCCAACUGGAACAGGGGCUUCUACUACGGCAGAGUGCCCCCGCACCACGGCAUGAAGCUCGCCCGAGAAAUCGCAACCGUCACGUACCGAUCCGGCCCGGAGUGGGAGCAGAGGUUCGGUCGGAGGCGGGCAGACCCGAGCAAGCCCCCCGCCCUGUGUCCAGACUUCCUCAUCGAGACAUACCUGGACCACGCCGGCGAGAAGUUCAACCUGACAUAUGACGCCAACAGCCUGCUGUACGUGAGCAAGGCUAUGGACCUAUUCGACCUGGGCCGCGAGAACAGGAUGCGCACAAUCGCCCGGCGUGCUGAGCGGGAGAACGAGUUCGCCUCCGGCGCCUCCUCAGGCUUCGAGGCCAGUUGCAGCCUGACACUGCCAGACCUCCCAUACGAGGAGCAGCCCGGGACGAGCGAGGGCACCGUCGACAUCCAGGAGGCGAUGAGCGCCAAGCCUCCCGCUGACCUUGUGUCUGGCCUUGCCUCGUUGAGAGACCACCCCACGCUUGUCAUGGGCGUUGCCAGCGACAUCUUGUUCCCUGCCUGGCAACAGAGGGAGAUUGCCGAGACGCUCAGGUGCGCUGGCAACAGGAAGGUGACACAUGUCGAGCUGAGCGAGGAGCAGAGUCUGUUUGGUCAUGACACGUUCUUGCUGGACCUGCAAAAUAUUGGCGGAAAUCUGAAGAAUUUCCUCGGUUGAUUGAUUGAUAGACCCUCGCCGCUUUCCCUACAGCGGCAGGAAAAGCACAGUGAUUAUAAUUUGCUCUUUCGUCGCAACAAGUCUUUGUUCAGUCCUUACACCUUGAAUUCCAGCCUUGAAUGACAAGGCUUUCCGCGAGAGGAAGGCUUGCUGUAUGGCCUGGAUUCUUGGGUGUUGUUUGUUGACGCCGCGCAUCCUAAGGCCGACUUGAAGCAACGGCUCUUUCCUAGAACCUCCCUUGGUGGCUCAGGAAGGCUGAACGAUCCCCGCCGUCGGGGAACACUUGUUUCCAAAGAACAUACCGACUAAUCGAUGCGAGCCGGCCAGCAGAUCGGACGACGAUAGCACUGCGAGGGCCUCACCCACCAGAGGAAUGAAUCAAAAGGGGCGCCACCCCGACCGUAUGGCUGAUGCUGAGAUAUCAGGCGACAGCAGGUGGUGGAGAGUCUGUAAAGUCUCCUCGGAAGCUCGUAGGGUUAAGCGUUCCGCCGGCCACUGCCCAAUCUUGUCUGAAGCUCUUCCUCGAGUCAUUUUCCUAUUGCGAUUAGAACGUCGCAGUAUUCACUAUCUUCGGUCUUUCGCCCGAGACUCCAUCACAUAACAAUUCACCGAAUGAGGUUGGAGACAAACGCGCUGGCGUUCAGCAUCCGAAUAUAGGGCAUCUUGCUCCACUUCAUCCAAUGGUGCCCCCCGACUCUGUUUUCUGCGCCAAUGUCGGUAACUCUCGACGCUUUGCAGGGCCAUCUCGUACCGGCCCACAUGUUCCGGUAUGAGUUUGCUCUGUACACAUGAAUCUGACUGGUGGCAGGCGCGGUGACAGGGUCGUCCAUAAGCAUCGCCUUGUGCGCGAGCGUAUAUCACUGGCUGCAGUGGGAACCUUGGCGCGAAAGGAGCGCGCCGCUGCGUGGGAGCUGUCGCAACCACGCUGUGUGCCUAUCUACAACAUGGCAGCGUUAUUGAAACACAAACAUAUAUUCGUUGAGUUCUGUCCGAGUCUGAUGAGUGGUUCGGAAAGAGGUAGCAUGUUCUAUUCACUAGUGACUGGUGGUAUCCUCCACCGCUACUUUGUAGCAAUUUUCAUUAAGCACAGUACACAACACG
Diaporthe batatas is the source of this 2745-nucleotide messenger RNA. RefSeq lists its product as uncharacterized. Gene Ontology annotation, molecular function: homoserine O-acetyltransferase activity; L-serine O-acetyltransferase activity. Gene Ontology annotation, biological process: L-homoserine metabolic process. The transcript has a single exon. NCBI's taxonomy places the organism in Eukaryota, Fungi, Ascomycota, Sordariomycetes, Diaporthales, Diaporthaceae. The record is from RefSeq and is a predicted model, not a curated record. The coding region runs from base 76 to 1644 and encodes 522 amino acids.